AUGGAUGAGUGUAUGGAUGAGUGUAUGGAUGAGUGUAUGGAUGAGUGUAUGGAGGAGUGUAUGGAUGAGUGUAUGGAGGAGUGUAUGGAUGAGUGUAUGGAUGAGUGUAUGGAUGAGUGUAUUAAUGAGUGUAUGGAUGAGUGUAUGAGUGAUGAGUGUAUUAAUGAGUGUAUGGAUGAGUGUAUGGAUGAGUGUAUGGAUGAGUGUAUGGAUGAGUGUAUGGAUGAGUGUAUGGAUGAGUGUAUGGAUGAGUGUAUUAAUGAGUGUAUGGAUGAGUGUAUUAAUGAGUGUAUGGAUGAGUGUAUUAAUGAGUGUAUGGAUGAGUGUAUUAAUGAGUGUAUGGAUGAGUGUAUUAAUGAGUGUAUGGAGGAGUGUAUGGAUGAGUGUAUGGAUGACUAUAUUAAUGAGUGUAUGGAUGAGUGUAUGGAUGAGUGUAUUAAUGAGUGUAUGUAUGAGUGUAUUAAUGAGUGUAUGGAGGAGUGUAUGGAUGAGUGUAUGGAUGACUAUAUUAAUGAGUGUAUGGAUGACUAUAUUAAUGAGUGUAUGGAUGACUAUAUUAAAGAGUGUAUGGAUGACUAUAUUAAUGAGUGUAUGGAUGACUAUAUUAAAGAGUGUAUGGAUGAGUGUAUUAAUGAGUGUAUGGAGGAGUGUAUGGAUGAGUGUAUGGAUGACUAUAUUAAUGAGUGUAUGGAUGAGUGUAUGGAUGAGUGUAUUAAUGAGUGUAUGUAUGAGUGUAUUAAUGAGUGUAUGGAGGAGUGUAUGGAUGAGUGUAUGGAUGACUAUAUUAAUGAGUGUAUGGAUGACUAUAUUAAUGAGUGUAUGGAUGACUAUAUUAAAGAGUGUAUGGAUGACUAUAUUAAUGAGUGUAUGGAUGAGUGUAUGGAUGAGUGUAUUAAUGAGUGUAUGUAUGAGUGUAUUAAUGAGUGUAUGGAGGAGUGUAUGGAUGAGUGUAUGGAUGACUAUAUUAAUGAGUGUAUGGAUGACUAUAUUAAUGAGUGUAUGGAUGACUAUAUUAAAGAGUGUAUGGAUGACUAUAUUAAUGAGUGUAUGGAUGAGUGUAUGGAUGAGUGUAUUAAUGAGUGUAUGUAUGAGUGUAUUAAUGAGUGUAUGGAGGAGUGUAUGGAUGAGUGUAUGGAUGACUAUAUUAAUGAGUGUAUGGAUGAGUGUAUGGAUGAGUGUAUUAAUGAGUGUAUGUAUGAGUGUAUUAAUGAGUGUAUGGAGGAGUGUACUAUAUGGAUGAGUGUAUGGAUGACUAUAUUAAUGAGUGUAUGGAUGACUAUGUAA
Molecule: messenger RNA, 1284 nt
Organism: Procambarus clarkii (red swamp crayfish)
Lineage: Eukaryota; Metazoa; Arthropoda; Malacostraca; Decapoda; Cambaridae
Product: NFX1-type zinc finger-containing protein 1 homolog
Source: RefSeq, a predicted model, not a curated record